GGCUCUGUGGACUGCCCUACUCUGGAGUUUGAAUAUGGAGAUGCAGACGGGCAUGCAGCAGAGUUGUCAGAAUUAUAUAGCUACACAGAGAACCUGGAAUUUACCACUAACAGGCGGUGCUUUGAAGAAGAUUUCAGGACUCAAGUGCAAGACACUAAGGAAUGGCUGGAGUUGGAAGAAGAUGCCCAAAAAACUUAUGUGAUGGGACUUCUGGACCGACUGGAGGUGGUUAGUAGGGAACAACGGCUUAAGGUGGCCCGGGCUGUUCUGUAUCUAGCCCAAGGCACUUUUGGGGAAUGUGAUUCAGAGGUGGAUGUGCUUCACUGGUCCAGAUACAACUGCUUCCUGCUCUAUCAGAUGGGGACCUUCUCGGCCUUCCUGGAGCUACUCCACAUGGAAAUCGACAACAGCCAGGCCUCCAGCAGUGCCCUUCGGAAGCCAGCCGUCUCCAUUGCUGACAGCACUGAGCUCAGGGUGCUGCUGAGUGUCAUGUACCUAAUGGUGGAAAAUAUCCGCCUGGAGCGAGAAAUAGACUCCUGUGGGUGGAGGACAGCCCGAGAGACCUUCCGAACUGAGCUCAGCUUUUCCACCCAUAAUGAAGAGCCUUUUGCCCUCCUGCUCUUUUCCAUGGUUACCAAAUUCUGCAGUGGCCUGGCGCCUCACUUUCCAAUAAAGAAGGUUCUGCUUCUGCUCUGGAAGGUGGUUAUGUUUACCCUUGGUGGAUUUGAGCAUCUGCAGGCUCUCAAAAUACAGAAGCGCGCAGAGUUGGGCCUGCCUCCACUGGCUGAGGACAGUAUCCAGGUCGUAAAGAGUAUGCGUGCUGCCUCCCCACCUUCUUACACUCUCGAUCUGGGGGAGUCUCAGCUGGCCCCUCCACCCUCCAAGCUGCGGGGCCGCCGUGGUUCUCGAAGGCAACUCCUCACCAAGCAAGACAGCCUGGACAUCUACAAUGAAAGGGAUCUCUUCAAGACUGAGGAGCCAGCCACAGAGGAAGAAGAAGAGUCUGCAGCUGAUGGAGAACGAGCCUUGGAUGGAGAGUUAGACCUACUAGAGCAGGAUCCUCUGGUGCCACCUCCACCCUCACAGACACCUCUCUCUACUGACCGAGUAGCCUUUCCCAAGGGCCUUCCCUGGGCACCAAAGGUCAGACAGAAGGACAUUGAGCACUUCUUGGAGAUGAGCAGAAAUAAGUUCAUUGGAUUCACCCUGGGGCAGGACACAGAUACCUUGGUUGGAUUACCUCGACCCAUCCAUGAGAGUGUGAAGACGCUAAAGCAGCACAAGUAUAUCUCCAUUGCAGAUAUACAGAUCAAGAAUGAAGAGGACCUGGAGAAAUGCCCCAUGUCUUUGGGAGAAGAGGUGGUACCAGAAACACCAUGUGAAAUCCUCUACCAGGGCAUGCUGUACAGCCUUCCGCAGUACAUGAUUGCUCUGCUUAAGAUUCUACUGGCUGCAGCCCCCACCUCCAAGGCUAAGACAGACUCUAUCAAUAUCCUAGCAGACGUCCUGCCUGAAGAGAUGCCCAUAACUGUUCUCCAGAGCAUGAAGCUGGGCAUUGAUGUGAACAGACACAAGGAGAUCAUCGUAAAAAGUAUCUCUGCCCUGCUCCUUCUACUUCUCAAACACUUCAAACUCAACCAUAUCUACCAGUUUGAAUAUGUGUCACAACAUUUAGUAUUUGCCAACUGUAUCCCCUUGAUCCUGAAGUUCUUCAAUCAAAAUAUCCUGUCCUAUAUCACUGCCAAAAACAGCAUUUCGGUGCUGGACUACCCAUGCUGUACCAUCCAGGAUUUGCCAGAGCUUACUACCGAGAGUCUGGAAGCUGGAGACAAUAGCCAGUUCUGCUGGAGGAACCUCUUUUCCUGCAUCAACCUCCUGAGGCUGCUCAAUAAACUGACCAAAUGGAAGCACUCCCGGACCAUGAUGCUGGUGGUGUUUAAAUCAGCUCCAAUCUUAAAGCGAGCCCUCAAAGUCAAACAGGCCAUGCUACAACUUUAUGUUUUGAAGCUACUAAAGAUACAGACCAAGUACCUUGGGCGCCAAUGGAGGAAAAGCAACAUGAAGACUAUGUCAGCCAUUUACCAGAAGGUGCGCCACCGCAUGAAUGAUGACUGGGCUUAUGGCAAUGACAUUGAUGCCAGGCCAUGGGACUUCCAAGCUGAAGAGUGUACCCUGAGGGCCAACAUUGAGGCUUUUAACAGCCGCCGGUAUGAUAAACCACAGGACUCAGAGUUUUCGCCUGUGGAUAACUGCUUGCAGAGUGUGCUGGGGCAGAGGUUGGAUCUGCCUGAAGAUUUCCACUAUUCCUAUGAGCUCUGGCUGGAGAGAGAGGUGUUUUCGCAGCCCAUCUGUUGGGAGGAGCUGCUCCAGAAUCACUAAGCUCUUGUCACAAAGCAUCUGAUAGAUGGAUGUGCUUUGCCUAUCCUGUCCCUUCAGCUCCAGAGUGUGUGUCAGCAGAAGUUCCAACCCAGCAUCCAGCAGGGACUUCCCGCAUAGUUCAGGGCUAUUCUGGAUGCCAUUAGGCCUGAAGGUGGUGCAAAGCUGGGAUCCUGAGUCAAAGCACUUGGACCAGCUUGCUCUAGGCUCAGCUAAGUACCUAGGUGGCCUUGAAAUCUCUUGAUGGAUCAGUGCUGGUGAGGCUCUUUUAUGGAGCCUGGUUUAAUCUUGCCUAGAACCAGGCUAGCCUUUGUUACAAAUUUGUUAUGGCAUUGGACCCAUGACAUUCAUCUCAAGCAAUGAGAUAGGUACAGGCCAUAAAAUGAGGAAAUUUUCUUCUUGCUCACUCUAAAUGCCUGAGACCUAACAUUUAGACUGUAUUUCACAUUUAAGGUUUUGACACUUACCUCUUUAUAAAAUAACCAUUCACUCUAUGAUCUGAGAGCCCUGCCCCUUUAUAAAGGAUGAUUGUUUGCAAAUAUUGCAUGUUAUAGAAAAACGUAUAGAUCCUUAAGAGAUCUGUGUUCAGUGUUAAAGUGUUUCCUGUGUAUUUGGUAUAGUGCUUUGAGUGGUUUGCCGUUUGGGAAGAACCACCUCUAAUGUGAAAUAAUGUGGCCUUCUCUAAAAAUAUCUUAUGUUUUUCAUAAAUUAUUUGUAUCAAAAUGGGUGAGUACACUGCAGAAAAUUACUAAUAGAACCCCAAAUCUUCAUUUGAGUGAGGAGAGGAGUAGUGUUGCUUGAGACAGGAUCUGGUUAUGUAGCCCUACUUGGGCUGGAACUUCCUAUGUAGACAGGCUGGCCUUGAACUUGUAGUGAUCCUCCUGCCCCCACCUCCUGAAGCCUGGGUUAUAGGCUUGAGCCACCACCUCUAGCCAAUUCACUUUUAAAUGACAAGUUGAUUAUAGGAGGUUUUAUUUACUGAUAUGUGUCCAUUUGUGAUUUUUUUUUUUAAUUAAAA
This is a messenger RNA of Cricetulus griseus (Chinese hamster), 3394 nucleotides long. The record is from RefSeq and is a predicted model, not a curated record. Lineage: Eukaryota; Metazoa; Chordata; Mammalia; Rodentia; Cricetidae.